AUUAAAAUGAAUAACCAUUCCUCCAUUUCUGAAUUCGUCCUUCUUGAAUUCUCAGCAACCUGGGAACUGCAGAUAUUACACUUCCUUUUGUUUCUGGUAUUAUAUUUAGCAGGUGUAUUAGGGAAUCUUCUCAUCAUCUCUGCAGUUGCUUUUGAUCAUCACCUACACACUCCCAUGUAUUUCUUUCUGAUGAAUUUGGCCAUUCAGGAUUUAGGCUCUGUGUCAGCUAUCAUACCCAAAUCCAUGGCCAAUUCUGUUAUGAAUUCCAGACACAUUUCUUUCUCUGGAUGUGUGGCCCAGGUAUUCUUCUUUGUAUUCUUUGUAGGGUCUGAUUUCUUUCUUCUCACAGUCAUGGCAUAUGAUCGGUAUGUUGCCAUCUGCAAUCCUUUACAAUAUGAAAUAGUAAUGAACAAGCAAGCUUGCAUACAAAUGGUGGCUGCUGUUUGGAUUACUGGCCUCAUCUAUGGUGCAUUACAUACUGGAGGCACUUUUGUAGUUCCUUUUUGCUCCAAUAUUGUCUAUCAAUUUUAUUGUGAAAUCCCACACUUACUAAAUCUCUCCUGCUCUGAUUCAUACCUUGUUGAAGUUUUUGUUCUUGUAAUGAGUGCUGUUAUAGAGCUAGGAUGUUUUGUCUUCAUAAUUAUUACAUAUGUGUUGAUCUUUAGUACUGUGCUAAAAAUCCCCUCUGUCCAAGGAAGGCAAAAGGCCUUCUCCACCUGCCUUCCACACCUCAUUGUCUUUUCUAUAUUUAUAUUCACUGGAUGGUUUGCCUAUUUGAGUCCUCCUUCUAAAACACCAUCUUUGCUUGAUCUAGCCUUAACAGUGAUAUACACUUUUGUUCCACCCCUGAUGAAUCCCGUGAUCUAUAGCAUGAGAAACAAAGAGAUCAAGACUGCCCUAGCAAAACUAUUAAUUACAGUGUGUUCUUCCAUUGAAAGAUCUUUUGCUAGUUUUACAUAA
Molecule: messenger RNA, 960 nt
Organism: Sceloporus undulatus (fence lizard)
Lineage: Eukaryota; Metazoa; Chordata; Lepidosauria; Squamata; Phrynosomatidae
Product: olfactory receptor 14I1-like
Exons: 1
Coding region: 7-960 (317 amino acids)
Biological process (GO): G protein-coupled receptor signaling pathway
Cellular component (GO): membrane
Molecular function (GO): olfactory receptor activity; G protein-coupled receptor activity; odorant binding
Source: RefSeq, a predicted model, not a curated record